This is a messenger RNA of Caenorhabditis remanei, 783 nucleotides long. RefSeq lists its product as uncharacterized. Gene Ontology annotation, biological process: regulation of translational initiation. Gene Ontology annotation, molecular function: protein binding. The coding region runs from base 1 to 783 and encodes 260 amino acids. The transcript has 5 exons. The record is from RefSeq and is a predicted model, not a curated record. Gene Ontology annotation, cellular component: cytoplasm. Lineage: Eukaryota; Metazoa; Nematoda; Chromadorea; Rhabditida; Rhabditidae.
AUGACCGAUUCUGAACAACGACUAGCCGAAAUUGAAUCGAUUGCCGCGAUUUUCCCCGAUCUUUUAGAGGAAUCAACGGAAAAACAAUUGAUAUUUGAAUUCGAUCGGAAUAUUAGCAUGACGAUAACAUUGCCAGAUGAUUAUCCUUCUACAUCACCACCAAUAUUCGAACUGAGUGGACCAUAUUUGCGACGAGAGCAAAAAGAGAUUCUUCACAAUAAUUUGAAUGAUAUCUACGUGGAGAAUAUCGGAUUUCCAGUGAUUUUCAAUUGGAUUUCACUGAUUCAAGAUUUUAUUCAAGAUUUGCCACCAGAAGAACUCGAAACUUCGGAAUCCGAUUCACCAGAUGACGUGGCAAAUUCAGUGAUUCCAGAAGAAAUCGAUGAUAUGAAUAUCCAGCAUGGAGAAGUGUUCACUGAUCGAAAAAGUGCAUUUCAAGCACAUUUAGCAGUUGUUAGAAGUAAAAAAGAUGUCGAUCGAGUGAUGCAAAUUCUCUUGUCAAACUCGAAAAUCUGCCGGGCGACUCAUAAUAUAACAGCGUAUCGAUAUACUGGUGAAGUUAAUGGAAAACUGAUACAUUAUCAUGAUUGUGCGGAUGACGGAGAGCACGGAGCCAGUUCGAAAAUGUUGGAAUUGAUGGAUCGAAUGAAGGCGGAUAAUGUUAUGGUCGUCGUGACUCGCUGGUACGGUGGAAUCCAUCUGGGACCCGAUCGCUUCCGACACAUCAAUAAUUUAACGCGACAAAUUUUAUCGGAUAAUAAUUAUGGACUCAAAAAGUCUUAA